CCCCGCUUUCCUCCUCCCCACCUCCUAAUGAGCUGUUUUCUGAUAUAUGUUGGGUACCAUAGAGUGAGGCUGAGAACAGGAAGCGGAGGCAGAAGCAAAGAGGAUUCUGGAAAGGUCUCUGUGUUUUCCUUUUUUUUUCUCCACUGAGCAUGCAGAAAUCACAGUGAACACAUCUAUGCAUCCAUACGUCCAAAGCGUUAUGGUCAGAGACCUGGAUCAUUACAAUAAAGAAGCGUUUUGCACGGUCCUGCUGGCUGGAUGCUGUGCUGUGAUUUGUGUCACUCCCUUUUCAUCAGUUUCCCCAAGGUCAUUCGGGUGGUGAUGUGACUGGAAGCUAGAAACGUUUUCUAGCUUGCAUAUCCCAAAGUGACAAGGAUCUGCUGACAGGAGAAGCAUUCGAUUUCUACCACUUUUAAGGAUGGGCUGUCUUGACUUCAUUUUGUCUCUUGAGGAAAAGAAGAUUUCGUAGCCCGCAGUCGUUCAUUGCAUAGCCCACCCAAAGGGAUACGCAUGCAGUUCCGGUGGCUCCAUUUCAAGAACUGACACUGCCCAGAGAUAAAAAGGUCAUUCUUAUGCAAUAGGCUAAAAGUAAUUUAAAUGUGCAGGAUGAAAAAAUGGCACAGGCACUGCUGGUACCACCAGGACCUGACAGCUUCCGCUAUUUUACUAGAGAAUCUCUUGCAGCUAUUGAAAAACGCUGUGCAGAGGAAAAAGCUAAAAAGCCCAAACAGGAUCAUUCAGAUGCUGAUGACGAAAAUGGACCAAAACCAAAUAGUGACUUGGAAGCAGGGAAAACACUUCCAUUUAUAUAUGGAGACAUUCCUCCAGGAAUGGUGUCCGAACCUUUGGAGGACCUUGACCCUUAUUAUAGCAAUAAAAAAACCUUCAUAGUAUUGAACAGAGGGAAGGCAAUUUUCCGAUUCAGCGCCACAUCUGCCUUGUACAUUUUAACCCCUUUCAAUCCUCUCAGAAAAAUUGCUAUUAAAAUUUUGGUACAUUCAUUAUUCAGCAUGCUAAUUAUGUGCACUAUUUUGACCAACUGUGUAUUUAUGACUAUGAGCAACCCUCCAGAAUGGACCAAGAAUGUAGAGUACACAUUCACUGGAAUUUAUACCUUUGAAUCACUUAUAAAAAUUCUCGCAAGGGGCUUUUGUCUAGAAGGUUUCACUUUUCUUCGAGACCCAUGGAAUUGGCUUGACUUCAGCGUAAUUUUGAUGGCAUAUUUGACAGAGUUUGUGGACCUGGGCAAUGUCUCAGCGUUGAGAACAUUCAGAGUUCUCCGGGCAUUGAAAACAAUAUCAGUCAUUCCAGGCCUGAAGACCAUUGUGGGGGCCCUAAUUCAGUCAGUGAAGAAGCUCUCGGAUGUGAUGAUCCUGACCGUGUUUUGUCUGAGUGUAUUUGCUUUAAUAGGGCUUCAGCUUUUUAUGGGGAACUUGAGGCAUAAAUGCCUGAUUUGGCCACCUGAAAACUUUACUUUUGAAAGCGACUUCAGUAAUAGCACAGUGGGAGAAAAUGGUACCUUUGUUAACACUACAGAGAACACCUUUGACUGGGAGGAGUACAUUGAGGAAGAAAGUCAUUUUUAUGUUUUGGAAGGACAAAGAGAUGCCCUGCUUUGUGGCAACAGCUCUGAUGCUGGUCAAUGUCCGGAAGGAUAUGUGUGUGUAAAAGCUGGUCGAAACCCCAACUAUGGCUACACAAGUUUUGAUACCUUCAGCUGGGCCUUCUUGUCGCUCUUUCGGCUGAUGACUCAGGACUACUGGGAAAACCUUUACCAACUGACCUUAAGAGCGGCUGGCAAAACGUACAUGAUCUUUUUUGUCCUGGUGAUUUUCCUGGGCUCUUUCUACCUGAUCAACCUGAUCCUGGCUGUUGUUGCCAUGGCCUACGAAGAGCAGAACCAAGCCACCAUGGAAGAAGCAGAGCAGAAGGAGGCCGAGUUCCAGCAGAUGCUGGAGCAGCUGAAAAAGCAACAGGAAGAAGCCCAGACAACAGCAGCUGUGGCAGCAGCAUCGAUGGCAUCAAGAGAUUUCAGCGGCGUGGGAGGAUUGGGGGAGCUCUUGGAAAGUUCUUCAGAGGCAUCUAAAUUAAGCACCAAGAGUGCUAAAGAAAGGAGGAACAGGCGGAGGAAAAAAAGGCAGAAGGAACUUUUGGAAGAAGAAGAUAGGGCCGAAGCUGAACAGUUUCCUAAAUCUGAAUCGGAAGACAGUAUCCGAAGGGGAGCUCAACUAUCCUAUGAAAAAAGGACUUCAACUCACCAGUCUUUGUUGAGCCUUCGCGGCUCCUUGUUUUCCCCGAGGCGCAACAGCAGAACCAGCAUUUUCAGCUUCAGAGGCCGAGCAAAGGACAUAGGAUCAGAAAACGACUUCGCCGACGACGAGCACAGCACCCUCGAGGACAACGAGAGCAGAAGGGACUCUCUCUUUGUCCCAAACAGACACAACAGCGAGCGCCGCAACAGCAACACCAGCCAGGCGAGCCUGUCGUCAAGGAUGGUGCCGGCGAUUCCGGCGAACGGGAAGAUGCACAGCACCGUGGACUGCAAUGGCGUCGUUUCCUUGGCGGGAGGACCUCCUGGGCUCAUAUCACCUCCUGGGCAGCUUCUGCUAGAGGGUACCACCACCGAAACAGAAAUAAGAAAAAGAAGAUUGAGCUCUUACCAGAUUUCGAUGGAGUUGAUGGAAGAAUCUGCAGCAAGGCAAAGAGCCAUGAGUAUAGCCAGUAUACUCACAAACACCAUGGAAGAACUUGAAGAAUCCAGACAGAAGUGUCCACCAUGCUGGUAUAGAUUUGCAAACACGUUCUUGAUCUGGGAUUGCUGGCCUCCUUGGCUAAAAGUGAAGCACAUCAUGAAUUUGAUAGUGAUGGAUCCAUUUGUGGAUCUUGCUAUCACCAUCUGCAUUGUUUUGAAUACGCUGUUUAUGGCUAUGGAGCACUAUCCGAUGACUCCCUAUUUCAACCAUGUCCUUUAUGUUGGAAACUUGGUCUUCACUGGGAUCUUCACUGCAGAAAUGGUCCUCAAGAUAAUAGCCAUGGAUCCUUAUUACUAUUUCCAAGAAGGCUGGAAUAUUUUUGAUGGCAUCAUUGUCAGCUUGAGUUUGAUGGAGCUGGGUCUUGCAAACGUGGAAGGGUUGUCAGUCCUAAGAUCCUUCAGACUGCUCCGGGUUUUCAAAUUGGCAAAAUCCUGGCCGACGCUAAAUAUGCUGAUCAAAAUUAUUGGCAAUUCUGUGGGAGCUUUGGGAAAUCUGACUUUGGUUCUGGCCAUCAUUGUCUUCAUUUUUGCCGUGGUGGGCAUGCAGCUGUUCGGCAAAAGCUACAAGGAAUGUGUGUGCAAGAUUGCAGAAGACUGUGAGCUUCCGCGCUGGCACAUGAACGACUUUUUCCACUCUUUCUUGAUCGUGUUCCGAGUCCUUUGCGGAGAAUGGAUAGAAACCAUGUGGGACUGUAUGGAAGUUGCAGGUCAAACCAUGUGCCUCAUUGUCUUCAUGCUGGUCAUGGUGAUUGGAAACCUCGUGGUACUGAACCUCUUUCUGGCCUUGCUUCUGAGCUCCUUUAGUUCAGAUAACCUCGCUGCUACUGAUGACGAUAACGAAAUAAACAAUCUUCAGAUUGCCGUGGCAAGAAUUCAGAAGGGAGUAGAUUAUGUAAAGAAAAAAUUACGAGAGGUUGUCGAAAAAGGCGUUGUCAGGAGGCAGAAAGCUGUGGAGGAUAUCAAAGCCCUCGAAGAACUAAGCAACAAGAAAGACAACUACAUUUCCAACCAUAUGAUGGUUGAAAUAACUAGAGACGUUAAUUACCUGAGAGAUGGGAAUGGAACCACAAGUGGUGUGGGCACAGGCAGCAGUGUGGAAAAAUACAUUAUUGAUGAAAAUGAUUAUAUGUCAUUCAUAAAUAAUCCAGGCCUUACUGUGACUGUACCAAUGGCAGUUGGAGAGUCGGAUUUUGAAAAUAUAAAUACAGAGGAAUUUAGCAGCGAAUCUGAAAUUGAAGAAGGCAAAGAGAAGUUAAAUGCAACCAGCUCUUCAGAAGGCAGCACAGUUGAUAUUGCCCCGCCUGGAGAGGGUGAACAGGCAGAGAUUGAACCUGAAGAGGCUCUUGAACCUGAAGCCUGUUUUACAGAAGGCUGCAUCAAGAAGUUCCCAUGUUGUCAAGUGAGUAUAGAAGAUGGCCGAGGAAAAAUCUGGUGGAAUUUUAGGAAAACCUGCUACAGCAUAGUUGAACACAACUGGUUUGAGACGUUCAUUGUUUUUAUGAUUCUCCUCAGCAGUGGUGCUCUGGCCUUUGAAGACAUAUAUAUUGAACAGCGCAAGACUAUCAAGACCAUGCUGGAGUAUGCUGACAAGGUCUUCACAUACAUCUUCAUUCUGGAAAUGCUUCUGAAGUGGGUGGCCUAUGGCUUUCAAAUGUAUUUCACCAAUGCCUGGUGCUGGCUGGAUUUCCUCAUUGUUGAUGUUUCAUUGGUUAGUUUAGUAGCCAAUGCUCUGGGCUAUUCUGAACUGGGUGCCAUUAAAUCACUUCGAACACUAAGAGCUUUGAGGCCUUUAAGAGCCCUGUCACGAUUUGAAGGAAUGAGGGUGGUUGUCAACGCUCUGGUUGGCGCGAUCCCUUCCAUCAUGAAUGUGCUCUUGGUUUGCCUCAUAUUCUGGCUGAUCUUCAGCAUCAUGGGCGUAAACCUGUUUGCUGGCAAGUUCUACCACUGUGUUAACACCACGACAGGUGAAAUGUUUAAUAUUAGCGAGGUUGACAAUAAAACUCAGUGUGAGGAGCUCAUCAACGACAAUCAGCCUGCCCGGUGGAAAAAUGUGAAAGUAAAUUUUGACAAUGUUGGAGCUGGUUACCUCGCUUUGCUUCAAGUUGCUACUUUUAAAGGAUGGAUGGAUAUUAUGUAUGCAGCUGUUGAUUCAAGAGAUGUAGAAGAUCAGCCGUAUUAUGAGGACAACCUCUACAUGUAUCUUUAUUUUGUUAUCUUCAUCAUCUUUGGAUCAUUUUUUACUUUAAACCUUUUCAUUGGUGUCAUCAUAGAUAACUUCAAUCAACAAAAAAAGAAGUUUGGAGGCCAGGACAUCUUUAUGACGGAAGAACAGAAGAAAUAUUAUAAUGCCAUGAAGAAAUUAGGGUCUAAAAAGCCACAAAAACCUAUACCUAGACCAGGGAACAAAUUCCAAGGCAUGGUCUUUGAUUUUGUAACAAAACAAGCCUUUGACAUCAGCAUCAUGAUUCUUAUCUGCCUUAACAUGGUCACCAUGAUGGUGGAAACAGAUGACCAAAGUAAAGAAAUGGAAACCAUUUUGUCUAGGAUUAAUCUAGUGUUCAUUGUGCUUUUCACUGGCGAAUGUGUACUCAAACUGAUUUCACUCCGUCAUUAUUACUUCACCAUCGGAUGGAACAUCUUUGAUUUCGUAGUUGUCAUUCUCUCCAUUGUAGGUAUGUUCCUAGCAGAAAUCAUUGAAAAAUACUUUGUGUCGCCCACCUUGUUCCGAGUGAUCCGACUUGCCAGGAUAGGUCGCAUCCUGCGUCUCAUCAAGGGUGCUAAAGGGAUCCGCACUCUACUUUUUGCCUUGAUGAUGUCUCUCCCUGCCUUGUUCAACAUUGGUCUUCUCCUUUUCCUGGUCAUGUUCAUCUACGCUAUAUUUGGAAUGUCCAACUUUGCCUACGUGAAGAGAGAAGUGGGCAUUGAUGACAUGUUCAACUUUGAAACUUUUGGCAACAGCAUGCUCUGUCUCUUUCAAAUCACCACCUCUGCUGGCUGGGAUGGCUUGCUAGCUCCCAUUCUCAACAGCGGGCCACCAGACUGUGACCCUGAGAUAGACCACCCAGGAAGUUCGGUCAAAGGAGACUGCGGCAAUCCCUCUGUUGGGAUCUUCUUCUUUGUUAGUUACAUUAUCAUAUCAUUUUUAGUUGUAGUGAACAUGUAUAUUGCUGUGAUUUUGGAGAACUUCAGCGUUGCUACAGAAGAGAGUGCUGAGCCUUUGAGCGAGGACGACUUUGAGAUGUUCUAUGAGGUUUGGGAAAAGUUUGAUCCGGAUGCAACCCAGUUUAUAGAGUACUGCAAACUCUUUGAUUUUGCAGCUUCUCUGGAGCCGCCUCUUCUCAUUGCAAAACCAAACCACGUUCAGCUUAUUGCGAUGGAUCUACCCAUGGUAAGCGGUGACCGAAUUCACUGCCUUGACAUCUUGUUUGCCUUUACAAAGCGUGUUUUGGGAGAAAGCGAAGAAAUGGAUUUGCUCAGAGUGCAAAUGGAAGACCGGUUCAUGGCAGCCAACCCUUCGAAAGUGUCCUAUGAGCCAAUUACAACCACCCUGAAACGAAAGCAAGAGGAAGUGUCUGCUACCAUCAUCCAGCGGGCUUUCAGGAGUUUCCUCUUAAAACAAAAAGUGAAAAAAGUGACCUCUAUGUAUAAUAAAGACAAGUGCAAAGAUGGCAUUGCCCUUCCCAUCAAAGACACGAUUCCUGAUAAAUUUAACAGGAACUUGACUCCUCAGGAGAAAACAGAGGAAAGUUCCUCCACCACCUCCCCACCUUCCUACGAUAGCGUUACCAAGCCAGGCAAACAGAAAUAUGAAAAGGGCAAAACGGACAGAGACUAUAAAAGUAAAGAUGCCAGGGCUAGCAAAAAGUGAAGCAAACUUUUUACGUUCCUGUUUGUGUGCAAAUUUGUUUACAGCCUUUGAAAGGGUACGUAUCCUGUCAGCGAGACUCCCUUGGGAGAUUUAUGCCAAACCUGUCAGUUUAUACUUUAUAAAUAUAUUACAUAGAUAUAUCUAUAUAUGUAUAUAAACAGAUAAAAUCUCUCUAAAGGUCAGUGCCUAUAACAAGACAGUGACCCCUCGUCACCAAACUAACUCUGUAAAACAGGGUAGGAGCCUGCUUUACUCACAGCCGGCAGGGUGGAAGAGAGACAGACAGGAACAGAGACAAUAUGGCUGUUCCAAGAGGUGCACAACGCUAUAGCCUAUGUGUUUAAUAUACUGCAAGACACUUGGUCGGUAAGUGUUUUCACUGUGUCUAUUUCAACUGCCACAUUUGCCAUAUUUUUACACACACACACAAACACACACACACACACACACACACACACACACACAGUGUAGGUGGGUUUAUCAUUAAAAACAAAAAACAUUCACAGGGUGUUUACUAUUAUAUGUGACUAUUUUUGUAAAACGGGUUUUCUGUUGCGGCGGGAGGGAAGGGGUGGGGUUACCAGGACCACGUGUUCUACUCUCUGGUUCUCUGUCACAUGCAGACAGAGAAGCAAACUGCAUGAAGGCAUGCUGCGCUUAACAGAUCCUGCAUGGAACCGACGUGACGUCAUCAGGCAGAGUUUUAAACCACUUCCGUAUUUCAAGGUUGGCUCCGAUGUUUUUUUAAAAAGCGAUUUUACACCUUCUGUUGACUGAUCAGGCAAAUCCACUUGUGCCUGCAGUUGAUUAAAAAAAAUCCCAAAUGGAUUAUUUUUAUGCUGAUCACUCGAUGCGAGCAUACACACACGCAUACACACUAUCUCAGUCCUAGGUAUUUCUCUAAACCCAGCCCUUUGAUCUCUCCAGGUGAGAUCGUCUCUGCAUGGAACAAUCACUUCCGUCACAGGUUAAUUCCCAGUACCGAGCAUCUGUGCAGCAGGAAUAGGGAACAGACAAAAGUGUCCCAUGCCAGAGGUGCCUGUUGACUGGUCAAAUGGUUUCGGGAGUAAAGUAGUGCAAAAAUAGGCCCGGAAAUGGGCAAAAAAGGAUAGGGUCUUAAAAGUAUUACUUUGUCUUUAAAGUACUGUAUAGUCCUCUGCUCUCAGUAUAGUUCAUGCCUAAAUCUUAGAAACAAAGACAAAAAACAAACACCAGUUUAACUCUGUGAUGUAAAUACUCAUUUUAUAGUUGUACAUAUUUGAGCAUACAAGCAAAUGGUUUGGCCACAGUGUAUUUCUGCAAACAUGUGCCACAGCAGGUCUAGCUUUCAAGCUCUCGGCAGAUGAUAUCUUAUAUUCUAUACCAUUACAGAUAACUGGGAGGGCACUGGUGCAUGUGAAUAUUGCCUUUGCUAUGGCUGCACCUUGCUCCUUCCAUGAUCCACUUUCAUUUUCUAGAGGAAGUAGUGAAGUGAAUGAAAUCGCCUCAUUUCUUCCUAUCACUGAGCAAUAGUUGGCAGUUAUCAAUGAGCUUUCCCCCCAUUUUUUCCUCUCAGCCUUCUAAAGUUUCAACAGGCUACAAUACAGUGUAGACCAAGACAGUAUUGAGAAUACUGUAAGCUGUUUAUCCUGUUGACAAUGCAGUUAGUAUAUAUAAAUAAUGUAUAAAAAAAUGGCAGCAUAAUGUACAUAAGAUUCAGUUCAGAUUCAUGUAAUUUUCUUUUCCACAGUCAUUUUGUUUACUUUACAUUCAUUGUAUCUUUCAGUUGAGACCUCCACAAUACGAAAAUAAAAAUAAAAUAAAAUGAUGGAGACUUUG
Molecule: messenger RNA, 8438 nt
Organism: Podarcis raffonei (Aeolian wall lizard)
Lineage: Eukaryota; Metazoa; Chordata; Lepidosauria; Squamata; Lacertidae
Product: sodium channel protein type 2 subunit alpha-like
Exons: 28
Coding region: 615-6620 (2001 amino acids)
Biological process (GO): membrane depolarization during action potential; neuronal action potential; sodium ion transmembrane transport
Cellular component (GO): axon; plasma membrane; voltage-gated sodium channel complex
Molecular function (GO): protein binding; voltage-gated sodium channel activity
Source: RefSeq, a predicted model, not a curated record